UGGAAACGAUCUGAAGUUAUUGAAAAUGUCAGUAGUAGUUAUGUCCGGGAUGCCAAUCAGUAUCCUCCCGCCUCGAGCCCUCAAACCUCAUCAAUUUUCUUCCCGCGCAGCAGCACCAAAUUCCCGUUCCACCGCCACCGCCGGUCGCCGCCACUCUCCGAUCCUGCCAAAUCCGACGUCCCGUCCCGCGGUCCCCGGCGGCCCGAAGCCCCGAAGGCCGUGCCUGACACGCCCACCACCUCCCUCUAUCUCGCGCGCACACGGCCUCACGCCUUGACCUCACUCUCGCCUUUCUCCUCCGCUGUUCCCCCAAUCCCCAGUCGGACCAAACCCUAGCGGCUAGGGAAGCAACCGGCGGCGCGACCAUCCAACCACGCGGCACAAGCGCUCGCGCGGGAGAAGGGCAGCUGGCAGGUGGCAGCGUCGCAGCGGGUAGCCAGCAGCGAUCCGCGUCUGGGGAUCGAGCUCGUCCGCCAAACGCACAAGCUCAAACGCUGUGUCGGAAUACCCAAGUGCCAGCGUUGGGUGAGGAGGAGGAUGUAUGGGAGGCGUGCGUCGCAGCUGCUGAAGGAGAUCGACUCCUCUGAAGCUGGCCAGCUCGCGCCGUUCAAUAGUGAUGUGUUUGAUCAGGUGAUUAGAGAGUGCAAUGAGCACAAUUCACAGUUUCAAUCAUUGAUCAGGAAAAUGGUGGAGCAGAACUUAGACAUUGAGACAACUAGAAACGAGGACCACUAUGGUGCAGCUAUCCACCAUCUUUCCCUGCUCCGUAACAAAAGAUGCCUCAUGGCCUACAUGUACAACCGAGCAGAAGUUAUUCAGAGUUUUAGAUGGAAAGUUGGACCCGUGCUUCCUCACGAUAUUCAAGAAAAGCUCCAUUUCUCAGAGAAAGAGUACUUUAAGAACCACUCUGCAGCCAUUAAGUCAUACAUAUCGGAGAUGGAUAUAGAUUUGACAGUAGACAUGGUCCCUCCCAAGGAUCCUUACAUUCAGGUUCGGGUGCUGGAGGACAUUGGCGAAGUAUCUCUUGGUGACCACUCUGUAUCGUUGACCAAGAAUUCACUCCAUUUCCUAAGGCGCACAGAUGCUGAACAAUUUAUAUCACAGGGUCUUAUGGAAGAAUUUCUGGAGUAGGGAUCACAUACGAUGUAUAAUAGCUACUCAUGACCCUUCGCUGGUUGUAACGUGGUUCAGACAUCUUGUGAAAAGAUUGUAUGUUUGGAAGAUGGCCCUUCCGGAAGACCUGAAGAGACAUGGCUAGAAUGCACUUAUGCACAGAUGAUGUAUCUAGCUUGUUUUCACCGCCUGGGUGGACCCUCCCCCGUGUUGCUUUAGAUUGGUGGCAUCGGGCAUCGGCCAUAGAGGGCUAGCAAUCUUAUCGGUCUAUCCAAUUUAACCGUGAGAACUGCUGUGCAUGGAGCUUCUUGACAUGGGAAAACUGGUGGCCGAGGUUGUAUUGUAUACAGACAUCCAACUGUGAAAUGAUUUUUCUUGUAUCUUAGUUUCCUAUAUGGCAUGGGCAGUUUGCAUCUGUUUA
This is a messenger RNA of Panicum hallii, 1534 nucleotides long. Its product is annotated as DNA replication complex GINS protein PSF1-like. NCBI's taxonomy places the organism in Eukaryota, Viridiplantae, Streptophyta, Magnoliopsida, Poales, Poaceae. Gene Ontology annotation, biological process: DNA strand elongation involved in mitotic DNA replication; DNA replication. The record is from RefSeq and is a predicted model, not a curated record. Gene Ontology annotation, cellular component: GINS complex. The transcript has 8 exons. The coding region runs from base 538 to 1131 and encodes 197 amino acids.